AUGUCCUCCUCCUCCACUUCCACAACCUCUUCAUCCAGCUCUCCAACCCUCACAAAAGCCUCUGUCAAUUUCUGGAACGUCGACACCUUCCUCUCCCCCUCUGCCCCCUCCGCCUCAUACGUCCGCUCCCACUUUUCACGCUCCGACAAGUCCUUCUUCUCCAGUCUGCAAUCAUGUUUCUCCGGCGAGAGCUUUGACGUCGACGUGCCAAGUGACUUGGGCACGGCCCUGAGUGAGAAGACCGAGGCGGUUGUGAAGGAGAAGGCGAGUAUUGGGGAGGGGGAUACGGAGGCGUGGUAUAAGAAGAAGGCGGACGAGAGGAAGAAGGUGAUCAAGGAGUGGCUGAAGAGCGGGCGAAGUAGUCAAUCGUCCAAGAGUGGGUCGGGGGAGAGUAGAGCCCGUAGCGGAAGCGAGUCUUCAACGCCGUCUUCUAGCUUAUCUUCCAGACCAUCAACAUCUACUCCUUCGACCACCCCGCCCACAUCUUCCUCAUCUUCUCGUGAAGCUUCCCCUUCAUCCUCUCGUCGAUCGAAAAACACUACCGCAUCGAAGAAACCCUCCUCCAAAACGUCAACACCUUCGUCUUCUCGCUCGAGCUCAGCAUCCCGCCGCCGCAAAGCCUCCACCACCGCUGCCAACCUCAAACCCGCACACCCCACUUUCGACGCCCAAACCGCCAAAUCCCUCAUUGAGACUUUCAAAUCCAGUACCGAUACCAAGCUUGAAGAGCCAGAGUGGUGGGAUACGUGGCAUGCGCUCAGGGGUCCGUAUGGCUAUGGGAAGCAGGGUGUGACGGAAGAGAUGGAUGAGAAGCUGAGGGGGAUGAGGAAGGCUGGGUGGGAUGAGUUGACGAGGAGAUAG
Messenger RNA from Cryptococcus amylolentus CBS 6039, 861 nucleotides. RefSeq lists its product as hypothetical. The record is from RefSeq and is a predicted model, not a curated record. Lineage: Eukaryota; Fungi; Basidiomycota; Tremellomycetes; Tremellales; Cryptococcaceae. Bases 1 to 861 code for a protein of 286 amino acids. The transcript has a single exon.